AUGGGCUGGUGGGAAUCAAGUGAAAAAGAGCUGGCUUCUGUCCCCUUGCAGGUGUGUUGGGUGGCCUCGGCACCCUUUGAUGAGGCUGGAGAUGGCUGCCACCAAAAGAAGUCAAAACCGUGGCAUCCCCAUGACUGUUUUUCUGUUCCCGGCCACCGAUGUGGACUAAGCGUCAACGUCUCCAUGUUGUGGAGCGUCAGCAAGAGGUUUCAACGCAAGCCGCAUCUCCGCAUCCUUCUCAUGAAUCUGGCCGCUGCUGACCUUCUGGUCACCUAUGUGGUGAUGCCGCUAGAUGCCGUGUGGAAUGUGACCGUUCAGUGGUACGCCGGCGACUUGGCCUGCCGGCUCUUGAUGUUCCUCAAGCUGGUGGCCAUGUACGCCUGCUCCUUUGUGACAGUGGUGAUCAGCCUGGACCGUUGGGCAGCCAUCUUGCACCCUCUGAGGGUCAGCAGAGCCAAGAGGAAGAACAAGGCAAUGCUGUGUGUGGCCUGGGCCCUCAGUUUCCUCCUAGCAGUACCUCAGAUGUUUGUCUUCCACACAGUCAGCCGGUCCCAGCCCACCCGUUUCGUCCAAUGUGCCACGGUGGGCAGCUUUGGGGCGCACUGGCAGGAAACCCUCUACAACAUGCUCACCUUCUCUUGCCUCUUCUUGGUACCCCUGCUGGUUAUGGUGCUCUGUUAUUCCCGCAUCCUGAUCGAGAUCUCAAGGAUGAUGACCCAAGCGCGGGCCUCGCCGAAAUCCCGGGAGGUCCGCCUGCGCUGUUCACGCAAUAACAUCCCCCAAAUCCGGAUCCGCGCCUUGAAGAUGUCGGCCAUCACCGUCCUCACAUUUGUGGCCUGCUGGACGCCCUACUACCUGCUGGGCCUCUGGUACUGGUUCUCGCCCGAGAUGCUGACCCGGGAGCAGGUGCCCCCUUUGCUUGGCCACAUCUUCUUCCUCUUUGGCCUCCUCAGCACCUGCCUCGACCCGCUGAUCUAUUGCUUCUGCUCUUCACGCUAUCGGGCUGGCAAGAAGUUGGCCAAAGCGCCAUCUCUCCGCAUGGUCUCUGAACGGGCGUCCACCAUGAGCAACGGCCACAGGCCAGAGAUGGGAGCCCACUGGGCAUGCAAACCAGGAUCGCCCCGUAGUCCAAAACUGGCCUGGGCCAAGAAGGAGAAAGUGGCUGAGAGUUGCGUCUGAACGGCCAAUUCUCGGCCCACUGGCCCACUUCUGCCUUCCGAUUAACGGAGUUGGAAGGGACCUUGGAAGUCAUCUAGUCCAAGCCCCAGCCCAAGCAGGAGACCCUGCACCAUUUCUG
Messenger RNA from Ahaetulla prasina, 1297 nucleotides. RefSeq names its product putative gonadotropin-releasing hormone II receptor. The transcript has 5 exons. Gene Ontology annotation, cellular component: membrane. Lineage: Eukaryota; Metazoa; Chordata; Lepidosauria; Squamata; Colubridae. The record is from RefSeq and is a predicted model, not a curated record. Gene Ontology annotation, molecular function: gonadotropin-releasing hormone receptor activity; peptide binding. The coding region runs from base 1 to 1179 and encodes 392 amino acids. Gene Ontology annotation, biological process: G protein-coupled receptor signaling pathway.